UACGGUGGUUUCUCUCGCACCAUAUCUCCCACAUCCCCACUCAGUGGUUUCGUCUAACCGUGAAUUCUUGCUCCACUUGCUCAAUUCACCAUCUUCCACCCUUCACUCGCUACCCUGCAGGAAAUAAAAAGGUGCAACAUAGAUUCAUCUCACUCACCACAAAGGCCAAGACCAUCGGAACAUUGCCUCUUCUUUGCUGCAGAUUCUUUGUAGUUGGAAGAAAUCCUGUGUAAACCUGCCAAAAAACGACUUUUAGUUCAGGAGGUAAAUCCCAGUUCCACAUUUGUGUCCAAAAUGAAUUAACAAGCUCCCCAAUCAGCCUCCUGUAGCAACUACGGACCUAGAAAAAACCUCCCGACUCCCACCACCAACACGGCUUGUCUGGCACUGCCCGUCGACUUAAAGUUGGCUCGCUUGGCUGGUCCUGUCUUUGACCAUCCCCUGUACGUCGAUCGCCGCGCUCCAGGCUCCAGGCUCCAUGCUCCAGGCUCCAGGCUCCACCAUCCUUCAUCCUCCAUCCUCAGGAAGACAAGCCUCCUCUAAUCUCUGCAAAAGCAAUAUGUCUUGUGAACCUUCAAUCUCUUCAGAGAAAAGAGGAGCCUCUCCUGAGGCAUUAGCUGAUGAAGUACCAAGUUCAAAGAGAAUACAAACCGUUGUAUCUGUUGCUGCAGGAAUACCAGUCUCUGCGCAGUUUACUCGGCUUGUUAAUGAUCCGUUCAUCAACAAUCUGGCUCACCAACUGGCAUUAGAUUCUGAUCUUGUUCGAUUGGUGAAAGAUCUCCUGGAACCCCUCCAAAAUGACAAUGAUGAGCAUGUUACUCUCAAUCUUGAUGCAUGGAAACGUUUUGCAUCAUUGCAAAUCUGGCAAAAUCAGGAACUUUGUAGUGCAUUAAAUCAGUGUUCGCUCCAGUGCCCACUCACAAUGAUAGACACUUAUCUAAAGCAAGCUGAUUUGGAUCAACUGUUUGAGGAAAAAAUGUCUUAUAUCAAGAAUCACCCCUCUUUGGAACUUAUAUUAGAAGAUAGAGAACCUGUUGCUAUGAUGAGGAUUGUCUUGAUUAUUUUGAUCGCAUUUUGGAGUGGAAAAGAUGUGCUUGGCAGUGACCCUGAUUGUAGAUUUGCGACAUCUCUUGAUAGUGAUCCUGAUUGUGAAUCUGCGGCAUCUCUUGACAGUGACCCUGAUUAUGAAUCUACAACAUCUCAUGACAGUGGCCCCAUGGAUUCAAGAUGGAGGUCAGAACUUGGCGAAGAAUUUAUGAUUGAUGAACUUAUUGAUGCUCAUACCGUCGAGUGUUUUGCUGAUAAAGUAUUAAAAGAUGAAUCAGUUGUUCAGCCUUUAGAAGCACUUCUUGAAACCCUGUACAAUAAUUCACAACAUACCUUAAGUAAUCGUGCAGUGGAACAUUUUGAGAAAGUGAAAAGUAUUUGGGGAAACCGUGACUUCAUUAGAAUCCUUCUGAAGGAUAAGAGUACCCCCUGCUCGAUGUUGAGAUAUAUGCGUGUAGCUGGCCGGAAAUUGACCGAGUUCCUUGUAUAUAAGAUCAAGGGUGAUCCCGCAUUUGAUGAUAUUUUUCGAUAUAUGGAACCCACUACUAUGAUGAGGAGUGCCUUGAGUAUUUUAAUAGGCUACUGGGCGAAUGAAGAAUCGAUUCUUCCAUUGGUUUAUGCAAUGGGUGGUCGUGCUUUUGGAGUUAAGAGAGUUGAUUUAGGAGAUGCUUGUCUUGGGGUUGUAAAGGAUAAUCAUCUUGUCUCGGGAGAAGAUAGAUCUGAGGAUAAAAUGUGCAUGGAGUCUCCAUCUUGCUCUAUCAUUGCUGACCUUUCUCAAGACACAUCCAUCAAGAAAUUGGCUGACCAACUAGUGCAGUUUCCACAAGCAGUUUCCAUGGCAGAAGAACUCCUGGAAUCUCUUAAGGAUGAUGUUCCGUUAAGACUUUCCCCCUAUCUCCACUAUGUUGAGAGACAUAGAUGUGCAGCACUAGGGUUUUGGUGUGCUCCUGUCAUCAUUCUGCAUCUAAUUAAAGAAUUGAAAGAGUCCACUGCACUAUUCAGCGUUUUUAACAAGCAUAUAAAAGGAGCGCAACUUUUACGAUGUCAGGAACGACUGACUCGUAUACAGAAAGAUCCCUUGUUGGGUUCAAUUCUUGAGAGCGAUCAUGUUACUAAGAUAAGGGGAGCCUUGAGUAUUCUAUUUGGGUAUUGGAGUGAUAAAGAUGUGGCUAUGCUGGUUAUAGUGUUACUUGCUCUUGAAGAUGAGGCAUUCGCUGAAGUUGACUUGACAGAAGAGAAUGUUGAAUUUCUAUAUUAUCUGACUAAUAAAAGUGGUGCUGUCGAGGGUUUGAAGAGUGUGCUAGCUGAUAAAUACUGUGAAGAUUCGGUGGAGUACACAAAUCUAUUUGAAAAGAUUAGGAUUAAAGAGCAGGACUCCAUGAAGUUUGAUAAUGAGAAGGAUCUGGCCAGCAUCAAAGUUAUAUUGAAGGAGGGUGACAUAAUUUAUUUCAGUAAGGGUGCUUAUAGUCGUAGAAAUUAAUUUUCUACUUGUAUUUAUGAGGGUGUUUAACUAACUCGGGUUUGAAAUGUAUUGCUACAUUUUAUAUCCUGAGUGGUCUAUGCUUAGUAGUUGGUACGUGCCUACGUGCGAAGCUGGUGAUUUAAACUUAUCUCUAUCAAAAUUCUUAAAGUUUCCAUUUUGAGGAUCAUUUGUUUGGGUGACUAGUCCUUUGUAUUUUCUUAUGCUAUGGUUAAAUAAUCAGUUUUUUUAAUACAAGGAUAGUGUAUAUCGUUUUCCUAUCUAAAACUCUAGAGCACCCCA
Messenger RNA from Cuscuta europaea, 2809 nucleotides. The record is from the annotation of a GenBank genome assembly. NCBI's taxonomy places the organism in Eukaryota, Viridiplantae, Streptophyta, Magnoliopsida, Solanales, Convolvulaceae.